Messenger RNA from Liolophura sinensis, 1152 nucleotides. Its product is annotated as peroxidasin homolog. The record is from RefSeq and is a predicted model, not a curated record. Lineage: Eukaryota; Metazoa; Mollusca; Polyplacophora; Chitonida; Chitonidae. The coding region runs from base 1 to 1152 and encodes 383 amino acids. Gene Ontology annotation, molecular function: cell adhesion molecule binding. Gene Ontology annotation, biological process: cell-cell adhesion. Gene Ontology annotation, cellular component: plasma membrane; cell-cell junction. The transcript is spliced from 5 exons.
AUGGCGAGCUGGUUCUGGGACUGGACACGUGUCUGUGUUGUACUGUGGUUAAGUACCGUGGACAGGACGUGUGCUCAGAAUGUCGUGGAGGGGUUUGAGGGUGAAGCAGUGGUCCUACCUUGUACUGUCAGAAUGCAGGAAUACCUGCGUUGGGGAUUUACUAAUUAUGUCCUCCUAAGCAGAACCGAUGGUCAAAUCCUCAAAGAAAACACCCGCUGGAAGGAUGUAAUCAGCCUUGUGGGGAGCAGCAAUAACCUGAGCAUCAGCUCCCUCAGUCGUCAGAGAGAUGACGGCAGGACGUUCACGUGUUACGCUACAGGAUCAGAAACGGGUAGACAGGAGACAACUGUCAGGGUGUUAGUCUUGGAUUCACCAAAUACUGCCACUCCUGUUGUGGUAAUACAGAACGAAAUAGCCACCUUACGGUGCUCUGCUCAAGGGAAUCCCCUACCCACGUUUGAGUGGAGAAAGUCAGGGAGUGCAGAGGUCAAGAGUUCAUCAGCUGAUUACAGGAUAGAGAAUGUACAGAGGGCAGCCGUCGGCGAAUACACGUGUAACGUCAAUAACAGUGUCGGGACUCGACAAACGGCUGUACAGCUCAUUGUACAGUCUUCUGCAGUGUUUCAGAAUCAUUCAGAGAAAAUGAUGGUUGGAUUGAAGAGAUUCGAGAAAAUAUCCGUAUCUUUCUACGCGCGAUCGUCCUCCGGCACUAUCCGGGUGAAGUGGGAGAAAGCCGGAGAGAGUGACGACCUACAGCCUCACCAGGAAGAGGCGGGUAUGGUCAGUCUGGUGCUGUAUGGUCAGAUAGUCAGUCUACCAGGGACAGUCACCAUACUGACACUGGCUGAUGUCCGCCAGGCGGAUGAGGGCAAUUAUACCGUGACCGUCAUCUCUGACAUCAACGUAGUUACCCAGACGUCAAGUACCAGCGUUUACGUCGACGUCUUUGAGAAGCCAUCGGCAAAGAAAGAGAUAUGUGGCAAUCACACUGGAGCAAACACUGUGGCGAUUGUUGGAGGGGUGUUAGGCGGUCUGAUCAUUGUUGUUACAUCUAUUUUCACAGCGAUAAUUGUGAUGUUAUGGAGAAGAUUGAAAACAAAAGGUUGGACUUCGGAGACUUCAUUUAACAUUCAACUUCCCAGAGACUGUUAG